Molecule: messenger RNA, 1742 nt
Organism: Oryzias melastigma (Indian medaka)
Lineage: Eukaryota; Metazoa; Chordata; Actinopteri; Beloniformes; Adrianichthyidae
Gene: cenpn
Product: centromere protein N
Exons: 11
Coding region: 127-1275 (382 amino acids)
Biological process (GO): chromosome segregation; CENP-A containing chromatin assembly
Source: RefSeq, a predicted model, not a curated record
UCAUAUCCGUUUUCUUUUACCGGCGCCGUCCAAUUUCUUUCAUUUCGUCAAUACAUCGAUUAAGCAAAUAAUAAGUUUACACGGAUACAUAGUUAACAAUGAUAUUAUUCAUAUGUUUUGGCAUGUAUGGGUCUUUUUAUUGUAGUGUCGUAUUACUCCGGCACAGCAGAGGGCAGUAAAGAACACCCACAAAGCACGGUGCUGAUAUCUGAUUGGUCGAUUUGUCUUCAGCCUGGAACGCGGAAAACCAUGAACGACUCUUCUAAAUUGCUAUUGCAGCGUAUUGUACGACGAAUACCGGUACAAAUGCUGAAAACAACGCUGGACAAGUGGGGUCGUCUGACGGCUGAACAGCGGCAAGCUAUCGACUUUACUCAGUCAAAAUGGGCGUUAACACAAAAACUGCAGUCUUUCUGCGAGGAAAAUGAAGUGACAUUGACACGAUUAGCAGAACUCGAGAUGAUCCAUGUCAUUGAGAAUCCAAAUCAAGGGAUGUGGUACACCUUUCAGCUCCUGGAUCCAGAGGAUGAUGCUCAGUCUCUAGAGCUGUCAGAGUUCAAGCAGCAGUUUAAAUGCCACCUCAGUGAGCUUUUAAGACAAGUGUCGGUGAAAAUAAAGAAGCACACUGAUGAAGCUGUAUGGAUUCGGAUUGCGUGGGGAGGCAGCUUUUCCAAACCCAAUCACCUGAAACCAACAUAUGUUGUCCACCAUCUUCAGACUCCUUAUUUCUUUGUAAGGAAUCUGACCUCAAAGCUGAAGCCUCUCUUAUCUCAGGCUUUGACUCUGGCUACAAGACAUCAAGGAGUUAAGGAGGCUAACCUCAGUGGAAGGAAUCUUGCAUCCAUCAGAGACUUACUCAUGAGGCAGUAUCAACACGUGUUUCCCACAAAGUAUCCCAGUCCUCAUGAUGAAGAGGAUCAACCUGUAUUAAACCAGCACAUUGAAAAAGAACAAGGCCAUGUCGCUACACACAGGCGGCGCAUGGCUCGCGAGGUUUUUGGAGAUGGGACGUUACCUCAACUACAGUCUGCAGUUUAUAAGUUGGACACUAAAUUCAAAGAUCCAAGCAACAGGACCAUGACUGAGCGGGAAGAUACAUUCAAAUGUGUUGUUAAGUUUUCAAGUACCAACCUCCUGGAGUCGCUCAGAUCCUGUGCAUCUUCAGGCAUUGCCUCGGCCCCUGUUACACCCCUGCUGUCAUCCAUCCCAUUAAAAGGAAGGAAUUAUUUUGUUGUCACCGACAAUACACCUGGCCCAUCUUCACAACGUCAUUAAACACAAAACUGAUGAAUGAAAGAUCAGAUGGACCAGCACUUACCUAAUAUGCUUUAAACUUGAUCAAAUAAAUAAAAGAAAUUGGUCAGAAGAAUAAGAAAUAAACACCUUUGUUGAUAACAGUUAACCAAUUUGAUGAAUUAGUUGUCUACAAAAAAGUUUCUUCAAUCUUGCAGUCUCUACUCUUACUAAUUUUAUUACAUGUGAACUUCCAGUCAAAAUAAACACAGACUGGGAACUGUUUUAGUUAAAGUUAUAAUUGAAGAAUUGCAUACAAAUUUAAAACAGAGAAAGUAUGAUCUCCUUAAGUUAUUUGAUGGUGUUUUGAUGGACUGAAAAUCUAUGUGGAUGGUCAAAGCUGAAAGAGCAACUAGUGACAAUGGUUCAUGCAGUUGAAAAAGAACACAUUUAUUAACAAACUGUUUAUUUCUUCAUCUGUUUGUGUACAUUCAUGUAAACUUUUAUCC